Messenger RNA from Lepisosteus oculatus (spotted gar), 3539 nucleotides. NCBI's taxonomy places the organism in Eukaryota, Metazoa, Chordata, Actinopteri, Semionotiformes, Lepisosteidae. The record is from RefSeq and is a predicted model, not a curated record.
CGGUGUAAAAUUCACAGAACGCGUGUUUGGCGGGAGGUAUUUUCAGCCGGGACCCCCCCGCUCCGCAGCGGCUCUGAUGUGCGCGACGUGCCGGUCCGGCUGCUCUGGCUCGGGGUGCGAGGGGGAUACAGGUUAAGAAUGUUGUUAAGUGCAGAGCAAGUCGCCCUUGUAGGGAAUGUAUUUGAGCUGUACGUUAAGGAGCACCACAAGAACCAUAUUGUCCGCAUCCUGGAGGAGUGUGAGGAAGAUGGCCAUCGCUCAGUCGUUGUGAACGCCAUGACCCUUUUCGAAGCCAAUAUGGAGGUCGGAGAGUACUUCAACGCUUUCCCCAGGGAGGUGCUGCAGGUCUUUGACAAUGCUUUACAGAGAGCUGCUGUGUCGAUCUCACAGUCUGCCUCCCAGCAGAGGAACUGCGAAAUGAAGCUGAACCUUCACACAAGGAUAUCAGGAUUACCUGUUUGCCCUGAGCUGACGAGGGAUCGCAUCCCAAAAUCGCGGGAUGUGGGGCACUUCCUUUCCGUCACGGGAACGGUCAUCCGUACCAGCGUCACCAAGGUGCUGGAGUUUGAGAGGGACUACAUGUGCAACAAGUGCAAGCACGUCUUUGUGGUCAAGGCUGACUUUGAGCAGUUUUAUACUUUCAGUCCCCCGACUUGUUGUCCAAAUGAAGAAGGCUGCAACUCCUUCAAGUUCACCUGCCUGUCUGCUCAUUCCUCAGUCCCAGCCAGGUGCAGGGACUACCAGGAAAUCAAGAUUCAGGAGCAGGCCCAGAGGUUAUCUGUGGGAAGUAUUCCUCGCUCGAUGUUGGUUGUGCUGGAGGAUGAUUUGGUUGAUGCUUGUAAAUCCGGCGAUGAUGUCACAGUGUAUGGCAUUGUGAUGCAGCGGUGGAAGCCACUUUAUCAGAAUUCACGAUGUGAACUGGAAAUAGUGUUAAAGGGCAACUUCAUUGAAGUCAACAAUGAACAGUCUACAGCAGCAGUUGUUACUGAGGAUGUCCAAAAGGAAUUUAAAGAGUUCUGGGAGAAAUAUAAAAACAACCCUUUAGCAGGCAGGAAUCAGAUUCUGAUGAGCCUCUGUCCCCAAGUGUUUGGAAUGUAUGUUGUCAAGCUCGCGGUUGCCAUGGUGUUGUCAGGCGGGGUGCAAAGAGUUGAUGCAUCAGGGACCAAAGUCAGAGGUGAAUCCCAUCUCCUGUUAGUUGGAGACCCAGGGACUGGGAAGUCACAGUUUCUGAAGUAUGCUGCUAAGAUCACACCUCGGUCUAUCCUUACAGCAGGGAUAGGCUCAACAAACGCAGGGCUGACAGUGGCGGCAGUGAAGGACUCGGGCGAGUGGCACCUCGAGGCUGGUGCCUUGGUGCUGUCCGAUGGAGGGCUGUGCUGCAUCGAUGAGUUCAACAGCAUCAAAGAACAUGACAGGACCAGCAUCCACGAGGCCAUGGAGCAGCAGAGCAUCAGUGUCGCCAAAGCGGGUUUAGUGUGCAAGCUGAACACCAGAACGACCAUCCUCGCAGCUACUAACCCUAAAGGGCAGUACGACCCCAAUGUGUCCUUGUCUGUGAACAUUGCUUUAGCUAGUCCACUGCUCAGCCGCUUUGACCUGGUUCUGGUCCUGCAGGACACCAAAGUCGAAGAGUGGGAUCGCACCAUCUCUUCCUUCAUUCUGGAAAACAAAGGUGCGCCCACUGUAUCCGACACAUUGUGGACCCUCGAGAAGAUGAAGAGCUACUUCUGUUUCAUCAAGAUCUUGCAGCCCAGAAUGUCGGACGAAGCCAACGCUGUUCUCGUGCGAUACUACCAGCUGCAGCGUCAGAGCAACAGCAGGAACGCAGCCAGGACCACCAUUAGGAUGUUAGAAAGCCUGAGCCGCUUAGCAGAAGCUCAUGCCCGGUUGAUGUUUAGGGACACUGUCACAGUGGAGGACGCAGUUACCGUCAUUUCCGUCAUGGAAUGUUCCAUGCAGGGAGGGUCUCUUCUGAGCAAUAUAAAUGCCUUGCACACAUCUUUUCCUGAUGACCCCUGUGAGCAGUAUCGCAUGCAGUGUGAAAUUAUGCUUGAAAUGCUGGGGUUAAAGCACCUUCUCAACAAGGAACUGGAAAGGCUCCAUCGGCUGAAAAGUAGCUGUAAACUUUCUUCUAAAGAAGCAGAAACGUCUCCCAGGCCAAAAGCACAAUGCACUGCCGAUUCCAGAACAGAACGAUUGGACCAGGAUGUAGAAUUGUUGCCAUCGGCUCAGAGUGGGCUGCUGACAAACGCUGACUCUGAAAAUGCACCCGAGUGGUUCCAUGCCCUUUCUGGUGAACACAGCAAGGAAGCAGGUUUGCACCUGUCCCUGCCUGAGAAAUCACCUGAGCUCUGUGACAAGCCCUACCGAACCAGCAGACCAAGUGACAGUGCCACUGUGCCAGACAGCACAGGCAGCUGCGUUGCUCCAGUCUCAUUUAGUUCUGUUAUGGAUGAGCCGGAUUCUGUGGUUGUUGAAAAAGUGUCCAGAAAUUUUCAUAGCGAGCGGAUCAAAAAAAGGAAAGGUGAUGUUGUGGGUGUGGAAAACCCAAAAGAGAAGAGAGGAAAUUUGACAUCAUGUAAUCUUGACUGGAGUGAGCAAACUGCCUCUGGAUUAGAGCUCGAGUUCUGUGCAGAUAACCUCCUCUCACACAGCACACCUGUGGCAGUGAAAAGGCGUCCUUCCUCUGUAAGGAAGAGAAACGUAGCUCAGAGAGACCUUUCCGAAGACCAGCCCAAACCUCAUGCUGACGAGGUCUCCGGUUCUGUGCGGGAAAAACUGAGCUGUUUUGCAUUCCAGUCCAGAAGGAGACCAGUUCAUUCAGUCUGUGACAGGGGUGCGAUUGGCCUGUCUGCUGCACAGGACGAUUUCCCAGUGACAGGAGAGUUAAGAGAGUCUGAAACACAGAGGGUCUCUUCUGAGCAAUAUAAAUGCCUUGCACACAUCUUUUCCUGAUGACCCCUGUGAGCAGUUUCGCACAGUAUGAAAUUAUCCUUGAAAUGCUGGGGUUAAAGCACCUUCUCAACAAGGAACUGGAAAGAAAUGUAAUAUUAAUCAUUUCAGAGUCGCUGAUGUUAAUAUUUCCAAUUUAAUCUUUUUCUUGUGUAACAUUUCUGACACUAUGAAAAUGAAUUCCCUCAGUAUAUAACUGAUGUACACCCCCUGAAGACCAGAGCUUUAGAAUGAUUGUGAUUCUGUAUGAAUGGUUUUGAGUCUCCUGUUUAGAAAAUCAAGUAUUUAAACUUAGCAAAGGCAAACUUUGUUGGAGUUUUAGGUAAAUUUAUAAGAGUUCCAAUUUAUAAAAGGAAAAAGGCUUUUUUUUUUUGCUUGGUACCAUCUUUAAAAAAAUAACUGAAGAAUUUAAAUGAAAAGCACUGGCAGGAAUAGCACAGCAUGCUCUGGCAGUUUCAGGAAGUUUAUUAUUAAUAAAGGCAUCUUUCAUUAGUAAAAAUAGAUAUUCCUGUCCAGUUUUACCUUGUGUCUGCUGACAUGGUUCUGGAUAUAAAGGCGCAGGGCUGUCUGAAGGGUCAUUUUUUUCC